This is a messenger RNA of Hymenoscyphus albidus, 4650 nucleotides long. The record is from the annotation of a GenBank genome assembly. NCBI's taxonomy places the organism in Eukaryota, Fungi, Ascomycota, Leotiomycetes, Helotiales, Helotiaceae.
CUCACGGUACCUGUUUGAUAGGUGAUCGUGAUGAUCCCAUUUUCUUAGCAAAACCCCCUCUACCUCUGCAAAUCCUUCUGCAAUGGCUGAGCCAGUCGUCACCCAGUCUGGCCUGCAGCAAGCCGAAAAGCCACUGAGCUUGAUUCCAGUUGGGCUGAAAGAGGCAGCUCUGGAUUCCCCAACCUUCCGAGCAACCGCUGUACAUUUUUCCGAUCAGGUCGAGAUUAUUGAGAAAUGGCUCGAAGCCUAUGUAAGAUCGAUUUCGAAGCUCGUCCACGAUGUCGCAGCGCUCGAAGAGACCUUCAACGCCUUUCUCCUCCGUUCCGUGCCCCCUGCAAAUGUUUCCGAAGCUGUGCUGGAUCAUGAUUAUACUUUGCUGGCUAUGAAGAGGUUUGGGGAGGGACACAGAGAAUGGUGGUCGCAGGUCAUAUUUGGCAUGAAGAGGAUGGACUCCAAUGUCGUUGAACCCAUCCGGGCUUUCAUGACGGGAGAGUAAGACAAAAAUGCUAGCCAGGUAUUUCCAAAUAGGAUACUGACUCUCAACAGGCUCCGGAAUUUCAAGGAUGCUAGAAGAUAUCUCGAACUUUCACAAAAAACGUUCGAUAACACUUUGGCAAGGUACGUAGGUCAGUCGAAAACGAAGGAGCCUUCCUCUCUGCGGGAGGAUGCUUUUCAGGUCCAUGAAACUAGGAAGGCAUAUCUCAAGGCGUCAUUAGACUUCUGCAUACUGGCACCGCAACUUCGAUAUGCCAUCGACAAGUUGUUGGUCCGGGUCUCUGCAGAUCAAUGGCGAGAAAUGAAACGCUCCCGAGAUGUUACUAGCUUGAAUUUGUCCAAAUGGACAGGCGAGAUGGAUCGUGUGCGAGGGUGGAGUAAAGAAAUGGAGCACGGCGAAGGCGUAUUUCGACGAGAGCUGCAAAUUGCCAGGCGAGAGAUAGCAGAAACAGCUUCCCAGACCUCAAAACCUUCACGGGAAUUGGAAGAUUAUAACCUCUCAACUGUUGCCUUCCUCGGUUCGAGGGGACCAUCCACAGUCAACGUUUCAGCUCAACGAAAGGAAGGGGAAAGAUCAGAAAAGCAAGGUUGGCUUUUUCUUCGGAUAACAUCUGGCAAACCAGCCAGGACUUCCUGGGUCCGUCGCUGGUUCUAUGUCAAAAACGGUAUCUUUGGGUGGCUUGUCCAAGGUGUGCAGUCUGGUGGAGUUGAAGAAAGUGAGAAGAUAGGCGUCUUAUUAUGUAAUGUGAAGCCAGCGGUUCAAGAAGAGAGACGGUUCUGUUUCGAGGUUAAGACUAAGAAUCAAGCGAUCUUACUCCAAGCAGAAACGCAAGGCCAGCUCAUGGAAUGGUUGGAAGCUUUUGAAAUUGCCAAGAACAAGGCGCUUCAAGCCAGUGCCAACGACAAUCACUCUUAUCCUGGUGGGAUAGAUCCCGCAUUUGCAAUUACUCCUCCGUCAGUCCCCGAAUUUGCUAUCAAGGUUAUACACGGCCACGAUUCUCAUGGCAGCGAUGAGAUAUCUUCACUUCCACAAAUCGACAAAGUCAACACACUCCCGGUUCCAGGCUUUGAAAUGGGAAAUCUGGCAACAAGGCAAAGCUUUGAUGUUGGUGGACCCCGUCGUUCAGUGACCAGCAGAGAAGAAGGCGAAAGCAGUCGUGAUCAUGCCGCUAGAAUUAUGCAAAAACUCGACCUGAGGAAAGCGACUGGUCAGAGUGAGAGCUCUUCGAGGGCAGAAGGUGGUAUUGCAAGCCUUAUAUCUGCUAGCCAUAAUAUGCUACCAGUCUACACACCGGUGAUCACGCAGGCAGCCAUCACGAAGCCUAGCUUGAUACUGCCCCAGAAUCUUGAUGUUCACACAAAUACACUAGCACCAAAUACUCUCGCUAAUCCGCCUGCACCCACCAAUUUGAGCAAAUCUGCUAUAAUUGUCGGUGGGGAGCGUGGUGUUGGUAUUGGCCGCAGUGAUGCGACCGGAGGUAUGCCAAGCGGUAUGAUGGCAAAUGUCUGGGGCAGCGCCAAUUGGGGUUAUGUCAAUAGACUUGAGAAGAAUGAAGCCAAAGUGCCAAGUUCGACAAACUCCAACUCUUCGGUGCCCCCAAGCCCUGGCAUACGACCACUCGAUCCAUCCCCGAAAUUCGCCGGCGACGAAAAUCGCAAGCCUGACUCCGCAUCAUCUAACAUUAUCCAGUCGUCCAUUAGUGUGCCUAUGGAUCCAUUAGCACCAUCGGUGAGUUCCCCAGGACCGUCGCAUCGGAAAACACUUAGUGUUGAUGCCGAGACAAAGUUACGUAUGGCGGCCUCUGCCCCCAAAGCGGAAUCUUUCCCAAGUAAUUAUCCGUUGGAGCUGAAAACCCAGGAGGCUCAAUUCCGAAUGCUCUUUCCUAAUGUCCCACGCGAAGAAAAGCUACUACUUGUCUUUAGGGCAACUUGGAAUCCCAAUGAGCAGCAAGAAUUCCCCGGAAGAGUUUAUGUCACCCAAAAGAACUUUUUCUUCUACAGUCACCAUCUUGGUCUUGUCUUGGUUACCGGUGUAGGCAUGAAUAGUAUACUGGAAGUUACAGCUGCUCCGGGACGGGACUGUGAUUUCAUAUUCCUCCAUCUUCGAGAACAUGUUACGAAUGCGGGUUUCACUCGCAUUACUAUAAAGACGUUUUUGGAACCUCUUCGGCUUUUGCAAUCCAGACUCAAUUAUCUCGUCGAUAUCUCUCAGUCUGAAGAGCGGCUAGGCCUCGAGGAAACAAUGGCAGCUUUGAUCAAAAUGGAAAACGAGGACCCAACUAGAAGCCCCAGUAUGGAAAGCUGGGAGGAUGUCUCCAUGAAUACUCCUAUUGAUGAUGGUACCCUUUCUGGAAGGACCCGCAAGGAUCGAGAUCUGAGAUCGUCGCUUCACGUUGAAAGGUCUCUUAAUCCAGGGAGAGCUACCAAAGAAAUCACAAAGUUUCAGCUACCGUCACAGCCAGUAGUGUACGAACCCCAGGACAUGCAAAGAAAGGUGGUAGAGAGAAAUUUCGACAUCAGCCCCAAGGCUCUCUUUCAUGUGAUGUUUGGCGAUAAAAGUGCAGUUUUCCAACUGCUAUACCAUGAACGUCGGGCUCAACGUAUUGCGCAAGGCCCUUGGGUCCCAUUGGAAAAGGGACACAUGCGUCGGGACUGUGAGUUCCAGAUCGAUUACUUUGAUAUAUUUCACCGAGUCCGGCAGGCAAACGUGGUUGAUUACCAAGUGAUUGAUGUCAUGAAUGAUCACAUUUGCUACGUCGUUUCGGAUCUGAAAACGCCAUGGCACCUGCCAUACCACAAGGACUUUAUGCUGGUCUCGAAGAUAGUCAUCACACACGUUGCGAAAUCAAAGUGUAAAUUGGCGAUAUACACCAAGGUUGACUGGUCCAAGGCCCCCACUUUCUCGAAAGGCCUGGUUGAACGACAAGCGCUUGACGAUUCUGCGCUCGAUGCUCUUGAUUUGAUCGAUGUGGUCAGUGAGCAAGUUCGAAAAUUGGGACCGCAGAGCAGAACGAAAAAGGCCAUCCACAUUUUUGGACACAUUGGGCAACAGACAGGCGUCUCCUUGUUCUCCGCCACGGAUUGUGCAAAUUCGAAGCGGCCACAGAUCAAGCAGCGAACGCUCACCAAUAUGUUGUUUGAGACAAUUGGCUCAUUCGGAGAAAGCGCUAUUUCGUCGGUCAUGAUGUGGACCUUUGCUAUCAUCCGCUCUGUAUGGAAAGCUGCGACGGCUAACAGCAUUAUUCUCAUAGCACUCAUUUUGAGCAUUAUGACGAAUGCAUUCUUCACGUCGAGAGAUACCUCUGUGUGGUGGUCUGAGCGAAACGCUGCCAAGUUCAUGACCCGAAUUGGGGUAGGACCAAAUAAUAUGAUGAGCAAGGCCAUUUAUCUGAAGGAUCUCGAUGAGGCAUUGAUGUCACCACCGACUAACCUCUUGGAGCAACCGGGAAGACAAUGGUGAGUACAUACCCUAAGUUGGAAAGCGGUUUUUAUGCUAAUCAUCACAGCUUCGAUCAUUUUAGAGAGAUUGCAAAUUUGACUGAUCUAGAUGCCUCGCAUCAGACAGCAGGGGUGCUCUUCUCAGACACAUCAACUCAGGCCACUGCUCGUCGUCUGCACCGAACUCGACAACAUCUUGGGUCAUAUCGACAUGAUUUAGUUGUAGCGAUGCGUGUGGUGAACAGCAUCGAGAGAGAAAUGAUGAAUGCUGAGUGGGAGAAUUGGCUUCUUGACGAAAACGCGAGAUGCAAACAGGUCCAGACUAUCCUGCAAGAAAAUCGCGCGCGGCCGACGAAGGGAAAGAACUUGAAAAGGGAUAGCACCCAGCAAGUUCUUUCAGCGAAAGAGAGAGAGAGAAGCGAGAAGCUAGAGGAUAUGCGAGAAUGGCAUCACGAAUAUUGUGGCAGCUGCAAGAGUGAGCAGGAGUUGAUGCUCGAGGGUAGGAGACAUUUGGCCUUUGGUUGAGGCGUGUGUAUAAGAUGUACAAAGGGAAGCUGGAUAUAUUGAUUGAGCAAGGCGUCGGGGAGUUGUUCAUAGGUCAGUUGAGGGCCUGCAUUGUAUUGCAUCGCAUCGCAUCACAUCGCAUUCUACUUGGUCCCUCUUUAUGUAGCAUCCAUUGGGGUUUUAUCAAGUUUCUCAUUUGAGCUUAGAUCAAUC